Bubalus bubalis (water buffalo) is the source of this 4941-nucleotide messenger RNA. It is a transcript of the gene RNFT2, whose product is annotated as ring finger protein, transmembrane 2. Gene Ontology annotation, molecular function: ubiquitin protein ligase activity. Gene Ontology annotation, biological process: positive regulation of ERAD pathway. NCBI's taxonomy places the organism in Eukaryota, Metazoa, Chordata, Mammalia, Artiodactyla, Bovidae. The transcript has 11 exons. The coding region runs from base 433 to 1746 and encodes 437 amino acids. The record is from RefSeq and is a predicted model, not a curated record.
UCUCGGGAAGGGGGUGGGCAAUCGUGUGCGUGCGGCCGAUGGAGCUAUGCCCGGGUCUUAGCGCCGGACCUUGCGACCUGAGAGAAAAACCUGAGGAGAGGCCGGAAGCACUCGGAAGUCAGGUGCUCUCCCGGCCGCGAGAGUGAUUGGCUUGGAAGGACGUGAAUGAUGCCGCUGUGAUUGCUGAAUCGUUUGUGCAGGAUUUGGAAUCUCUGGUAAGCUCCUGUGACCCGUGUGUCCCUUUGGAGAGAAGGAAGAGGGAGAGAUCUGCUUUCUCUGGAAUCCAGUGGUCACAUCCCCACCCGGAACCCUGAAUGCCCACCUGAGGUGUUGUCAACAUGGAGUUCUGAAGUCCAUGUGGUUCCUCACAGUGAACCAGGUGACGUGUCUGCAUGGGAAUUCACAUCUUCAUUACCAAAUGUCUUAAGGAAAAUGCAGAGACGGCACAGCAGCAACACAGAAAACGUUCCACCUGAAAGAAAUCGCAGUCAAGCGCUUAGCUCCGAGGCGAGUGUGGACGAAGGCGGCGUCUUUGAGAGUCUGAAGGCGGAAGCGGCCUCCCCACCAGCGCUCUUCUCGGGCUUAUCCGGCCUCCCGGCGGGCGGCCUCCCCACCACCGCAUUCCCGUCCAGCCUGGUCCUGGGGGCCGCGGCCGGCGGUGGGGACGUGUUCCUCCAGAUGCCGGCGUCCAGGGAGGAAGGCGGGGGCCGCGGCGAGGGAGGCGCCUACCACCACCAUCGGCAGCCCCACCACCACUUCCACCAUGGCAGCCACCGCGGGGGCUCCCUGCUGCAGCACGUGGGCGGGGACCACCGUUCACACUCGGACGAGGCGGGCGAUGAGCAGCCCGGGACACCCGCCCCAGCCUUGUCCGAGCUGAAGGCCGUGAUCUGCUGGCUCCAGAAAGGGCUGCCCUUCAUCCUCAUCCUCCUGGCCAAAUUAUGCUUCCAGCAUAAGCUCGGCAUUGCCGUGUGCAUCGGAAUGGCCAGCACCUUCGCCUAUGCCAACUCCACGCUCCGGGAACAGGUCUCUCUAAAGGAGAAGAGGUCGGUGCUGGUCAUCCUGUGGAUCUUGGCCUUUCUAGCGGGGAACACCCUCUAUGUGCUCUACACAUUCAGUUCCCAGCAACUGUAUAACAGCCUCAUAUUCCUGAAGCCCAACCUGGAGACGCUAGACUUCUUCGACCUGCUGUGGAUCGUGGGCAUCGCAGACUUUGUGCUCAAGUACAUCACCAUCGCUCUCAAGUGCCUCGUCGUGGCCCUGCCUAAGAUCAUCCUGGCCGUCAAGUCCAAGGGAAAGUUCUAUCUGGUUAUCGAGGAGCUGAGCCAGCUGUUCCGAUCCCUCGUCCCCAUCCAGCUGUGGUAUAAAUACAUCAUGGGUGAUGAUUCCUCCAACAGCUACUUCCUGGGAGGGGUCCUGAUCGUCCUCUACAGCCUGUGCAAGUCCUUCGAUAUCUGUGGCCGCGUGGGCGGAGUCAGGAAGGCCCUGAAGCUUCUCUGCACCUCUCAGAAUUACGGAGUCCGGGCCACGGGGCAACAGUGCACAGAAGCUGGUGACAUCUGUGCCAUCUGCCAGGCUGAGUUCCGAGAGCCUCUGGUCCUCAUGUGCCAGCACGUGUUCUGUGAGGAGUGCCUCUGCCUCUGGCUGGACCGUGAGCGCACCUGCCCACUCUGCCGCUCGGUUGCCGUGGAUACCCUGCGCUGCUGGAAGGACGGGGCCACUUCGGCACACUUCCAGGUGUACUAGGGCUGAAGACUGUGGCCCUGGGGCUCACAGGCACACCAGGGAGAUGAUGGAGGGUCAACGGUGUCAGGACCACCUCUGAGAGCUUCUUUGAAAACAGCCCUCGGGCCCCGACUGCCCUCCCUCCUGCCUCUCUCCAUCCAGCCACCCGUCCCCCACCCCACCCCCGCCCUCACCUUCCUCUCUUGUGCUAUUCACAGCCUGCGCAUCCUUUGCCUCCACUUGGAGACGCCUUCUCACUCACACUUGGUCUCCACCGAGGUCAGUCUCCCUCCUCCCUCCGAGUCAAAGAACUGAUAAUGGACCAGGUUCUACCUGUUGGUGAUCAUAACCCGUGGUGACCUGACACCUGAUGCUGCAAACUGGAAAGAGGCCUUUCAAUGCUGCCUCCCCGCCAGGGCCCCAGGUCUGCAGAUGAGAAUCACUGUGAAGUACUUUUCAAAUGCAAAUGCUGGGCCCCACCUUAAGCCUACAGGAACUUCGUGUAUCAGAACCCUCAGAGUGAGCCAGGCAAGGGCCUUGAACUUUCGGCCCAGAUGACCUCCUAUAACGCUCACCCCACCCCAAGGUGGAGGUACUGUUGUCUCCUCUGUUUCACAGAUGAAGAAACUGAGCUCAGAGCUCCAUGUGGAAACAUUCCCAGGUCACCCGGCGAGCAGUGAUGGACCAAGCUUCCGACCCUGGCCUGUCUGGCUUUGGAGCCUGCCUCUUUCCCACACACUGAUGUGCUGCUCAGACACUGCGGGCAUGAGGCCCCUCAGUCAUUUUUUUUUUUUUUUUUUCAACGCACAGGAAGUGAUUCUGACGUCAUCGAUGACUCAAGUAUGUAGUGUGUUUCAUUUGGACUGGGUUGAGGAUGCUAAUAGUGAAUGCCAGCUCUGAAAAUCUAGUCGUGAUUGGGUUCACAGAAAAUUUUGGUCCUUAAAGCUGCUGUUUAGCUGGAUUCCUGCCAGGAUGCUCAGUUGUGAUUGGGUAUCUUCCCAGUGGCGCAGUGGUAAAUAAUCCAUCUGCCAGUGUAGGAGACAUGGGUUCGAUCCCUGGGUUGGGAAGAUCCCCUGGAGGAGGAAAUGGCAACCCCCUCCAGUAUUCUUGCCUGGGAAAUCCCAUGGACGGAGGAGCCUGAAGGGCUACAGUCCACGGGGUCACAGAGUCAGACGCAACUGAUCGAGCACAGCACAUGGCACGUCAAGAAAGGCUGGUUCCAGAGACCUCCCCGGAGGCAGUGGCUAAGACUCUGUGUCUCCAGUGCGGGGGCCUGGGUUUGAUCCCUGCUCAGGGCACUGAGAUCCCACGUGCCAUGGGACGUGACCUGAAAGUGAAAAAAUAGAAAGGCUGCCUCUGGUCCAGAUGCGGGUGUUCCUGGGUGUCCCCUCCCGUAUUUAUUUCUCUUCUCCUUUUGUCCUGUCCCUCAUUUAAGUCUCAGGCUUAUCAACAGCUCCUCUGGCCAUUGCCUUCUCCUCUGGUAGCCUUCAGAGCAAAAGGCAAGAUCCUUGUUAUGGAUUUUUUUCUACAAGCCAGUAUGCUGGCAGAGAGCACAGCAGCAAUCCAUGUUUCCUGGAAUGUCUCUACCAGAGCUCCUAAUCUCUGUAACACAAGCUCUCCACCCAUGAGACCCUCUCUGCUUUGAUAUCUGGGGGGAGAAGGCACAAGUGGCCCCUUGGAAGCCACUGGAAUCUUGCCUGGUCUACCCACCCUCCCAGCGCUAGUCUCUCACCGUCAACCUCAGCACUACAGGUCAGUGCCAACAGCAUUAGAGAGAGAGCAGUCUGGGUGUCUACUGAGCAGAUUAGCAAGAAAGCCCCGAGAGAAAUGGUGGGAGCCUUGCUGCCACCUCACCCUCAGCCAGGAUUCUCAUGCCCAUCCCAUCCCCAAGAGAUUCAGGGCAUUCACCCCUUUUGUGCUAUCAAGUCAGGACCUUUCCUUUGCCUGACAUCCCUGGCUCUUUCCUGGUACCCAGCAAGACAUCCCUUCCAGGGCAGCGUGGUAUCUUUCAAGCUCUGUUACUAUGGCAAUGGCCGUGAUGUUAACAAUCCCACUUGCCUGGAUAAUCAAGUCGGAAGGGGAAGUGGGGCCAGGGGGAUUUGGCUGCUCUGCCCCCUCCCCCCUCUCCCCCGCCCCCCACCCCGCCACCUUGGGGAAGAACUGAAGGGACACACCAGGAGCUUCUACAGCUGAUUUUUAUCAGAAGGAUCAUCCUGCCUGCAGAUGCCAUCAAAGAAGCAUGAGAAAAUGCCACUGAAGAAGACUUAUUAAUGUGCCAGCGUGUGAUGGAGCAGACAGAGCAGUCUGCUGGGAGUCAGGCCUGGAAUUCUGAUUUCAGACUCCGCAUGGCUUUGGGAAGUCACUUUACCUCCCCGUAGCCAUCUCCAGGGUGACAAAGCCUAGUGCAUUAUCUACGGGAACCAGGGAAACCAGCAAUGUAGAUUACUGAUGAAUACCCCAACCAUUUUGUCAAUUACACUCAUGCCACCAAAAAAAAAAUAUUGAACAUUCUGCAAAUAAUGAGCCUUGUCUCAGACACUAUAAAGACUGUCACAUGCGGGAGACAUUUGGGGGGGGCAGGUGGGAUGAUUUAGUUUAGAUUUUAUUUAUGUAUCCCACCCUAAAGUCACGUUCUGGAGGUUUCCUUUUGGGGUGGGAGGAUUUAACUUCUGCUCAAGGCAGAGAAACAGUGGCCAGGGGCAGGGGUUUCCAGAUGUCAAGCUGCAUGUUUUCCCUAACACGAGAAAAGCAGCCAAGAGUCACCAUUGGAAAGAAAGAACAAUGCCACUGUCUUUUAUCCACCUUGGCUCUGCAAACUCAUUUGUUAGAGGCAGGGUUAAUUGAGUGUCAGGUGGGAGAGUCCUGCUCUUAAUAUUUUAUGAUUCACUGGCUGAAGUUCCACGGAGUCCUUGGAAAUGGCUCUCCUAAUGUAAAAGAUCUUGAGCGUAAUAAAUAUGAGAUGAAAAAGAAAAAAAAAAAAAAAAAACACAAGCUUUGGACCUGGAUGUCAUAGGUUCAUUAUCUCCCUAGGGGGAGCAUGUGAGAGGCAUGGGAAGACUUCCAAGCUGCCAAGACCUGGGGUUGGAAAUAGGAAAUGUAAAGUGAGUCCUGGAAUCUUAGUAUGUUUGCUCUGGGCCAAACAGAGCCGCCUUUGGUGUAUUUAACAUCCCCUUAAGUUGCAGUCUGCCAAUAAAUAUGAUGUGUUGAUAAAAGUUA